UACAACAAGCAUACUAAUCCGAAGGGAAUCAUAAACCUUGGCACAUCUGAAAAUAAACUGAUGUCUGAUGUUCUUUUUAAGAAGUUUAGUGAGCCUGAAUUAAAUGUCUGGACAGAAGAAAUGUUAGUGUAUUGUGACUUUGCUUCCAUCUAUGAGCUGCGGGAAUCAGUUGCUGAAUUUCUGAAAGCUAAAAGCAAUGCAGCAACCCCUCUUGAUCCUAAUAAGAUGGUGGUUAUGAAUGGAGGUGGUUCGGUUAUAGAAACAAUUGCAUUUGCCAUAUGCAAUGCUGGAGAUGCAUUUUUGGUACCAAGUCCAUUCUAUGGGGGCUUAAUGCAUGACUUGGACCUCAGAGCUAAAGUCAACGUCCAUCCAGUCCAUCUCCACUCAAAGAUGAAAGAAAAUGAAACAAAACCAUUUCAACUAACAGUUGAAAAACUUGAGAAGAGUUUAGAAGAAGCAAAAGCAAAGGGGAUAAAUAUCCGUGGCCUCUUCCUCAUCAAUCCUCAUAACCCGCUCGGUGAAAUAUAUUCAACCGAGUUGAUCAAAGAUUGUCUCCAGUUUUGCCAUAAGCAUUCUCUUCAUAUAAUAUUUGAUGAAAUAUACCUGACGAGUGUGUUUAAAGAAGGUGUCCAGCCUACUAGCAUCCUUCAAUUCAAACCAGAAGAUAUUCCAGACCCUGAGAGAACCCAUCUGAUAUGGGGCUUUAGUAAGGACUUUGCAAUGUCUGGGAUGCGUGUCGGUAUCUAUUAUGGGUUUUCUGAUGUCGUUCGUCAGCAGAUCGUGAAUCAGUGUUGCUUCACAGGGAUUCCUGGAUUUAUUCAGGUGAUGUUGUCCAAAAUGCUGAAAGACAAGGAUUGGUUAGAUAAUGUCUACUAUGCCACUAACAGGAAGAGAUUACGAGAAAGUUACGAAUUGGUGACCAGAGAGCUUACGUCGAUAGGAGUGCCCUACCUAGAAGCAUCGUCCAGUCUUUAUCUCUAUGCUGAUUUCAGAAAAUUCCUAAAGGAGCCAACGUUUGCUGUUGAGAAGGAUUUGUGGCAUAAAUUCCUUGAUGCUGGAACCUACAUCUCUCCAAGUCAAGCAUUUUACAGUGAUGACCCUGGCUGGUUCCGAAUUGUAUUUGCAGAUAAAAUAGCCAAACUUGAGCUUGCCAUGGAGCGAAUCAAAAAAGUUUGCAAAGAAAUCAGCCUUCAAUAAAAUUUGAACAUUUGUAAAAAUUCAUACAAGUAUUUUAUAUAAUUGUUAGUUAACUUGUUAAAGCUAAUAGAUUAUUACAGUGUAUUUAUACAGCGAAAAUGUGGUCUGAUGCUUAACAUUUUAUUAAUACAGUACUUCAAAAAUUGUUAGAUACCUCUUGAGAGUUAAAAUUAAAGAUAAAUGGUUGGGCUAAUAAAUUUAAAGAUGUUUGAAGCACUCAAUCUAUAUAUUAAGGUAGUCUCAACAAGACAACAGUUCUUUCAAGAACUACUAAUAUCUAUGUAGUGUAUGGCAGGCAUUUGACAUAUUACAAUAUCAGAAUUGGUUAUAUUAUAUAUUGGGCUUGUCAUGCCAAAACCAGAAUCAGUGACAAAAACAAGAAAAUUGACUUUUUAAUAUUUUCAUAUUCUGCACAUUAUAAGCUUUAAAUGAUAAGUCAUUUACUGGUGUCGACUUACUAAAAUUUUAUGAGUAAAAGUAUUUCGGCUUUUUGCUGUAUUUAAGUAUAUACUGCCACAUUUUUGUGGUAGUGUCUUAGUUUAACAUUUAGUGACAGCGCACAGGUUUUUGGAUGCCAAGCCUCAUAUAAAGUAAGUUGCUGGCUUACAAAUGAAAAUCAGAAUGCAGAACACACACUUUUCAGGGGAGGAUUUAGGCCCUUUUGAGAGGUAAAAAAAGAAAGAAAAAAAAGAAAGAAAAAAAAAGAAAAAGAAAAAAAAUGAUAGCCCAGAACGCCUCUAAUGUUAUUUUUGGGCGUCUAGAACACAAACAUUUCGCGGGGGCGUGCCUCCGGACCCCCUAGGACAGUGUUAUCUUGAUUGGCCCAACUUUGGGUCCCCUUUCAGCCCUCCAUUUUGGACAUCUCUGCAUCCGCCCCUGCUUUUUUUAGGUUUAUUUUUCUAAUUGACAGUAUUUGUUGCAUUUUGGCUGAUGAUCAUUUAAAGAAAUUUUGUACUUAAAAGUCUGUAAAUCAACAAAUACUUAAUUGUUUUAAUGUAUUUUUCAUAGGAAGCCGAUAAAGCAAUACUUUUUUUUAUACCACUGCCAGCUGAAAAUGAAGAUUUGAAAUAAGAAUAAUUACAUCGUAGUAAUCGGAGUGUGUAGCCUACGAUUGAUCGCGACACACAUGAGGUGCUAGCGCAAUUUGAUCUCUCUUCAAUUCUAUUUGAUUUUACUCAGGUACUUUUAGCAGGGUAAUUUUGCUAAAUUAUAAAAUAAAAUUUUAUUUUAAUUGUUUUUCUGCCAGUUGCUAAACCCAUUCAGAGAUGAAACCUUUUCAAAAAUAAGGUGUGCUAAACAUGGUAUAAAAAGAGUAUCGCCUAACUUACAGGGUAUUAUAGUAUUUAAAUGAGCAAUUCAUCAUUUAAUGGAAUUUUAAUGCUUUAUAUUUUUUAUAUAUACAGUAUAUGUAUAUUUUACUGUAUAUUUUACUUGCUAUAGUGUUUAGGACUUUAUUUCUUUAAUUUCAUUCUUGCUUAGUGUUUAGGAUUUUAUUUCUUUAAUUUAGUUAGGCUUUCUUUUAAAUGUUUCACUAUGUUCUGGGUUUCUAGAAAACUCAGACAUCAAAUCUCUUAUCUGAGUUUUCUGGAACUAACAGACCAUACCAUUAUUUUUAGAGGGAAAUUCUGUUCUGUAUAUGUUUUGUAUAUGAUGCACCAUUAAAUUCAUGUGUGAUCUUAAAUUGAAAAUCAGUUUUUGAGGAUAAAAAAAAUCCUGAAUACAAUUUUAGAAUUUUUUACCAGAGAUUGAUAAUUGUGUUUCAACUUCAACUUCUUUAAUGACAAUAUUUAUAAUGGAUUGUAUCAGGGAGUUGUUAUAGUGACUUGUAAUAAUUCAAAAUGAAAAAAACAAACACAUUUGUAUGCAUAUUCUGUAUUAUAGUGCUUGCUCAUUUGAUGUAAUAAAUAUACCUGUCAACAUUAUUAA
Molecule: messenger RNA, 3123 nt
Organism: Anneissia japonica
Lineage: Eukaryota; Metazoa; Echinodermata; Crinoidea; Comatulida; Comatulidae
Product: 1-aminocyclopropane-1-carboxylate synthase-like protein 1
Biological process (GO): amino acid metabolic process; biosynthetic process
Molecular function (GO): pyridoxal phosphate binding; transaminase activity
Source: RefSeq, a predicted model, not a curated record